ACACUCGCUUUAGCCAUUGAGCCAUCAACUUUUAUUAAUAAUCCUCCAAAUUUAAAACAACCCCAACUUUGAUUUUCCUAACCAUUAUUUAUUUUCAAUUUUAAAAAACCCAAUAUUUAUUUUCUAAUAUUUUUUAAAAUUUUCCUUUUUAUUCUUUCAAUUUCUCUAAUUGGAGAGUUUUUGCUUAACCAUUCUCAUAAAGCCUCUUCUUUUCCUCCUCUGCAAUGGCUUUUCUUCAUUGGGUUCUUUGCUAAUUCCUCCCCCAUAUUCAGUGCAAUAUCCAAAAAACACUACAAAAUUCCAAUCCUGGUUUCAUUUUUCACUGUUGUGGUGUCAAGUUUUAAUGAUGAAUGAUCAUGGUGGUAGCAAGUUGACCAAAAUCCGGCAAAUUGUUAAACUAAAAGAAAUUCUUCAUAAGUGGCAAACUGUGACGUUAGGCUCGAGGCCAAACGCCUUGCAUCCGGAAGAAAACCGGCGAGUGAUUAACCGAAGGUUAACGAAUGUUAUGGCAUGCGAUUCCGAUGAGGAAAGCUGCCCUAGUCCUGAACCGCCUCCUGAUGUUCCAAAAGGGUACUUGGCAGUUUAUGUUGGGCCAGAGCUUCGGAGGUUUAUCAUCCCCACGACGUACCUCACUCAUCCCGUCUUUAAGGUUUUGUUGGAAAAAGCGAAGGAUGAAUUUGGGUACGAUCAUAAUGGCGGCCUUACUCUCCCGUGUGAGAUCGAGAUCUUCAAGUAUCUCUUGCAGUGUAUAGAGAACCAUCCUAAAGGUUACCCUAUACUUGAUAACUCGAUUUCCGAAGAGGUGGAGAUUCAUUGAACAUCAGGCCGAACGAGUAAUCGUGCCAAGAACUUCGAGGUUAAAGCAAGAUCUCUUUUGUAUGCAAAACUUUUCCUUUUCUUCUUCUUUUCUUGUUAAUUUGCAAUCAGUAGGAAGCUUUUUAGAUAGGAAAAUUCAGGUUUUAUGGAAUGAAUGUAAUGAGGGGGGCAAAUGGUGAAACCUUUGUGUCCUUUACUUGAAUGUGAUUGCCAUAUAAUGUUUGAUUGGUAAUGGAACACUUUUAUUGUUCAUAAAA
Messenger RNA from Gossypium arboreum, 1073 nucleotides. Its product is annotated as protein SMALL AUXIN UP-REGULATED RNA 10-like. Gene Ontology annotation, biological process: response to auxin. NCBI's taxonomy places the organism in Eukaryota, Viridiplantae, Streptophyta, Magnoliopsida, Malvales, Malvaceae. The record is from RefSeq and is a predicted model, not a curated record. Bases 344 to 817 code for a protein of 157 amino acids. The transcript is spliced from 3 exons.